AUGGAAAAAAUCAGCUUACAAAUUUCGUAUUCUUUUUUGAUAUCUACACUAAUUCUUUUAGCAUGUUCUCGCCUGAGUUGUUGUUGCAAUUAUAAAACAUACAAUGAUUCAUUGAUUCCAAUUGAACACUCUAUUUCUAUGUAGACAAUCGAUUCUCCAAUUAAUGGAAAAUUCAUUUACUUUGGAUUUUGGAGCUUGUGCAUUCCCCAAUAGACCUUUAAGAAUUACCCUUAAGUUGUCUCGGAUUACAUAUCAACUCUGCCUGAAAAUGGGCAAUUAUUAUUUUUAAUAUAGGGGAAACAAAGAAAUUUAGUCUUGGGAUAUAUUUACAUGGAUCUGAUAAGCAGACAGGUGAUAUACAAUAUUGUCAUAUUCGGGGAUUCUAAAUAGAUUUUAGAAUUUAGAUUUAAUCCAGUUGAAUUUGAAGAAGAGUGGAUUCUAAGUUUAUUCACAAUUAAUUUCGAAUCGUCAACAUUCACUGUAGAAAUGACUGGCUAAAUAAAACAAAGUAUAAGUCUACAGAGUGAUAUAAAAUAUGAAAAAAUAAUACUAGGAGGACUAGGUUAUGUAAUUAACAAUAUUAAUUAAUUAGAUUGGUUAAGGAUUCAAUCUCAAUAUUUUCAAAGGAAGAUUAUCUUAGAUAUACUUGAGUUAUUCGAGGGAAGAUGUUCAAAAUUCAUUUUAAUAUAUGAGUCAGAACUGUCGAAUCCCUCUUCCUUAACAAGGAUAGGAACCUGUCUAUUUUGUUAAAGGAUUACAAAUUUUUGAAGGAAGUUCAUCGUUGUUUUAUACAGUGAAUUAAUUCGGAAAUCGAUAUUGCUUAUCUGGAUGGGUAAAAUAUGAUGCAUCUAGAAUCGUAACACUUGCCUAAUAUAAUUUGAUAAGAAUCAGUCUGUUUAAAAACUAUAAUUUUUACUAGAAAUUUGGAGAUGAAAUCUUAUAAAUAUUAUCAUUAAUUAAUAAGGGAAAUCCUAAAAUGACUUCCAUAUCAAUAAUUACAAAUAAUAGAUAUAUGCCUAUAAUGGGUUAAAAUGACUAUAAUAUUAUAAGACCGAUGGUUGAGUUAUUUUUUGAAUAUUCUGAUAGAUAUCACAUGGGAUUACAAUAAUGGCAUUAUAUUAAAUAUGAAUAUGGGUCAAAAGUCCCCGGGAAAAACAGCUAUAUUUAAAUUUAAUUCUCUACUGAUUUAGGAUUACAAGAAAGAAUUUUGAAUAAUAUUGCUGCAAUCAAUUCUCCAUUUUAUAUCAAUAUAGGCUCAGAUGAAUUUUAUAGUGAUAUACUUUAUGCCUCCAUUUUCGAUUUUAAAUUUGAAUAUAAUUAUAAUGAGGAUAAAUAAAUCCUGUUUUAAGGUAUGGUUUUAUAGUUAUCAAUAGCUUGUCAUUAUUCAUGUUAGACAUGUUAAGGACCGCUUGAAAGCAAUUGCAUUACAUGUGAUUCUUAAGCAAAUAGAUAUUUUUUAUAAGAAAUAAGCACAUGCGAGUGUUAAUAGGGAUAUAUAAAUGUUGCAAAUUAGAGCAGCUGUGUAGAUUUCUCUUAGAUAUUUACAUUAGUAAAGGUUUAAGAGGUAUUUUAAGUUAAUGCAGCCUAAUGUUAAUUUGGUUAUUUCAUUUUACCAGUUAAUGGAGAUUCUGCAUAAUGUGUUAAAUGGUAUUAAUUCAUCUUAUGAAGUCCUUAAUCCAAUUCCUAUAACCUGCUUUGUGUUGACUGCCUCUAUUCUCCAUUUACUUGGUACUUAAAACCGAUUUGUAAAUAUGAUUUGAUCUCAGUUAAUGAUUCUCCUGACGAUGCAUUUUCAUAUGUUGAAAGAAAUGAACUCUAUUAAGAUUUAUAUCUAAUUAAUGAUUAAGGGGAAAUGUUUCAACAGGAAGGUGUCUUAGAUUUUUGUGAAAUGGAAUCUGAUUCACCUAGUUGCUUUUAGGCUGCUCAUAAACACUUGAAUAAAACAAUUUUUCUUAAAUGCAAGCAAAAUUAUUUCACACUAAAUGGAAAUUGCGCGUAUGUGAAUCCUUAUUGUCUAUAAGCUUCUGCAGAAGGAAAAUGUUUACAAUACCAAGCUGGAAUGUAUUUGAAGGGUGAUUAGUUAUUUUAAUGUCCUAGCAAUUGUGAAUUAUGUGAAUAUAACGAGGAGACUUAAAGUCUAUAUUGUUUGUAAUGUAAAGAGCAAUUUUCCUUAGAAAAUGGUUUAUGUAUUUCUUGCGGGAAUUAUUGCAAAGCCUGUUAAAAAUAUUAUGAUCCAAACACUUAAAAUAGUUAUUAACGAUGUUUAAGGUGUCUAGAUGAUUCUUAAUACUUCAUUAGUUUUGAUGCAAUCAAUUGCUAAAAAAACAUGAUCUAAAAUUGUUUAUAUGCUUUUCAAGCUUUGUCAAACAAUUUUCAAAUUAAUACACUUGAUAUAUACUUUUCUCCUAGAAAUGAUUGGGAUAAUAUUAAAACGCAUUGUGCAAGAUGUAUUCUUUAUUAUGGUGUUAUUAUUGAUUAAAAUUUAUGUUUAAAGAUGCAUGAAGUCACAUGUCUAUCUUCAAUUGCUCAAAAAGUUUCUAAUGUGCCUUUGGACGAUAACAUCUAUUAUACAAUAUUAGAAUAAGAUUAUUAUAUAACUCCUGAGGGGGAAGAAUUGACAUUUGCCUUUUUAGAGGAUUACAAAAUUAUAUUAACAACAUAUUAAUACUGCAUAAUAUCAGAUUAUUACUUUCAAUAAAAGGAUAUAGAAGUUGCCUAAUUUUAAAAGUAUUGUUCAGGAUAUGUCAAAAAUUGUGAAGUUUGUUUAAGAGAGACUCCAUAUGCCUAUGGGAUGACUCAAGCUUGUCUUGAAUGCGAAAAGGGAUAUUAUGCAGAUAGAGUUUCCGGAAAAUGUUAUGAAUGUCCUCCAGAGUUAAACUGUUAUAAAUGUAAGUCUCAAUCAAAAAUAAGUAAGGAUGGGUGGAAAAGCUAAAUUAGAGCCUAUUAUAAGGUAGUUAUUGAAAAGCAAACUGACCAUACAUUUAAACAAUAUGCACAAAGUGAAAACUUUGAUGAUUAUGAAAUUAUUUGCUCAGAGUGUUAUUAAGGGGAUGAAUUAAGAAAUGAUAGAUGCGUUCCUUCUUGUCCUAAAUAAUGUUUGGAAUGUUAGUACAUUAAUGGUUAAAAUUUAUGUGUCAAAUGUCCAAAAAAUUAAAAAGGUAGAAUGUAGAGUUUGUCAUAAAAUUAAUGUAUUGAGUGUCCUCAGAAUUGUGCAUUGUGUCGAUUAAGAUCAAAAGAUGAAAUUCUAGGUAUCAAUCCAUUAUUUGAUAAUGAUGAUUAUAUAACUUACACGCAUUAAUGCUUAAAGAGCUUUAAAGACGCUGAAUACUACUAUAAUUUAGAGCUAGGUACAUUUGUAGAAUGUUCUCAACAUCAAUAAUGCAACUAUGAAUUCAUACUUACUUUCAACCUUUAUUGUUCGGAGUUAGAAUAUGAAUCUGAAUUGAGUUAAAUUUCAUCAUAAUAUGAACAAAGUAUAUUUAGAUAAUAAAACUUAUUAUUUUAAGAUUUGGUUUCAGGAAUCAGUUUUAAGGAGGUAUAUAAAAUUUUUGUGAUAAUUAGUUUGAAAAAGAUUUGUUCUAUCACUAAGCCAACGAAUAGUCAAUUAGAACCAUUAUUCUCAAUAUAUCAAGUGUAAAAGAGUAAGUUUGUAAAAUAAAAUCUAAUGGCAUCAUAAAAUAGAUCUUUAGCAACAAUAUCUUUUCUACAACGUAAUUACUCUCUUUAUUAUUAUUUUAGAAACGUGGAGCUAACACUUAAUUUCAAUAAUAAUACGAUUAUUGAAUUUGAAAAACCACUAAAAUUCUUAAAUUUUAAUAAAAUAACUAUAUUAGGAGCCAUCUUUAAUCCAAUAAGCAACGAAAAAUUAAAAUAAAUUACAUUUGUUAGUUUAUAUCCUUAAACCAUUACUCUUUAAAAUAUCAUUUAUUAGUAGAUUUCUAUAGAAAAUGAUUAAUCAAAUAUGCUUUUUGUUAAUGUUAAAAGUGUAUAAUUUAACAAUUUCAAAAUAUUGGGAUUAGUUUAAAAUUAAAUAGAAAAUUUUAUUGAGAUUACAGAAACUACGAAUUCAAAAACUAUCACAUUCAUAAACUUUUAAAUUCUAAAUUCAUUUUUAUAAAACCAAUUCACAAUAUAUUGUCAUCUUAACUCAGAUGAUAACAUUUAUAUUGAUAAUUUAGUUGUAAACUCUAAGUUUAAGAAUGCUACUUUGAUACAAACAGGAGAUUAAGAAUAAUAUGGUGUUCUUUAAAUGUAUAAUGUUGUUUUUUAAAUUGAUGUACUUUAUUGCCUAUCUUUUUUAAACAUUUAUUCUUUAAGAUAUGUUAACAUUAAUACUAUGACAAUCGAAUAUUCUGAAAUUUAAAAUUCAACACUAAUUCUUUUAAAUAAUGAUAAUAAUAUAGAUAAUUUUAAGAUAUAAUUCAGUAAAUUUAGAUAGAUUAGCUAUGGAAUAAUGAAUUCUGAACUGUUAUUGGAUAAUUUAUAAAUAAGUUUAUCAAAUAUUUUGCUUGAAUCUAAUGAAUAUGAUUACUCUACAAAAUUUUUAUUCUUCUAAAAAUACAACAAUAUUCAAAGUCAAAUAAAUAUCAACGAAUUGCAUAUCCUUAAUAAUUAUAUUUCGUAGAAUAUUCAGGAUUUGAAUUUGAAGACUCAAUAUUCUGCCCUUCUUUAUCUAGAGCUAGACAUUAUCUCCAUAGUAAAUUUAGAAAUAGUCAGAGGUUAUGGUCUAAUGGAUCUAAGUAUAAGUGAUGUACAAAAACUUAAAAUUUAAUCUAUCAGAAUAUCCUAAGGACAAUAGUUUAAAUUCUUAGGUCUUCAUUAAUUUAUAGAUUGCUAGUUGUAAUAAGUCAAAGGGGAAUCUUAUUUACAAUCUCUCUUUAUAUCUUCAGCAAUUAAUUUAUAGAUUGAGGAUUUGAUAAUAAGAUCUGCUUAAACAUAUAACUCUCCCAUUUUAUAUUACAAAUCUUCGGAAAAGAUCAAAUAAUCAUAAUUCGAAACUAUUCAACUAAGUAAUAUUAUUAUUGAAUCAAAUUUGAUGCUUUUAACAAAUUAGAAAUUUCAAACAGCAAUUCUCUUUUUUGAAUCUGUUUAAGAAACAACUCUUUAAAUUUAAAACAUUACUUUUUAUGGAAAUGUAUUGCAUGAAUAUAUACAAAAUAACCUUCAAAUUUCUGCUUUGCUUUUGAAUUUGAAUUGUAUAUUAGGCUAAGUAAUAAUUCGUGAUUCAAGCUUCAUUAAGAAUAUAGUGAUUAAUAGUACAGAUAGCAUUAUAUACAUCAAAAGUGAGAAAUUAGUUUUCCACAAUUGCACAUUCUCUGAAAAUAAUGUCUUUAAUUAUGCACUUUUAUAACCUUAUCUAUUAUGGGGAUUCUUAGAGUCUCAACAAGUAAAUUCUAAGUAGAUAAGUUCAAUCUUUAAAAUAAAAUCGUAGUCUGGAAAUGGGAGGUUAUUAGUGGAACACCUUGAUAUUCAUAUGUGUGACUUUGAAUAAUCUGUAGGAUAUUCAGGCGGAGCUUUUUUUAUUGAAGCUCAAAAGACAAGCAAUAUCAGCAUUAUAAAUAGCUCUUUUAGUAAUCUUUCAACUGGAUUUUAGAAAGAACUGGGAUUUGGGGGAUCUAUAUAUUUAGAUGGUACUUCUUCUUAGUAAUUGAUCAUAACUUUUGAAGAUCUUACUAUUAAAAAUAUCUAUGCUUAAGAAUAAGGUGGGUUCUUAUAUAUUACAGCAGGAACUUCAUAGGUUCAAAUGUUUUUAAAUAGAUUAAAUAUCCAAAAUGCUUAUGCAAAAUAGGGAUCUGUAAUAUAUGCAACUUUUUCUUCACUUUAAUAAUCAUCACAGUUGAUUGAAUUUAAUAAUAUCUUUAUCGAAAACACUUAAGAUGGUUUUAUAAACUAUUUGAAUUAAUAUACCUAACUAUCCAAAUCUGAGGAAAUCUUGUUAAUUAAUAAUAGAGUAUAAUGUUUUAUUAAUUCGGCAUCUAAAGUGAGUUUUUUCAAUGUGAUUAUUGAAAACAUUGUUCUUGAAUCUGCUAUUUUGAUCUCUAGCAUCACCGAACUCUCAAUUAAGAUGUUAUUUAUAUCCAAUAGUUUGAUAAACUCAAACCUAAUAAGAAUAUCUACAAAUAUAUGUAAUUAGUAUUUAAAUAUUAUUAUAGAUUAAGAUUAAAUUAUAUCACUAAAAAACAUCUAAAUAUAAAACAUAACUACAGUUUUUAAGUAGAAUAGUUAUAACUGUGAAUCAAAUUAAAUAGAAUAAAAUCCUAUUCAGUUUGCUUGCAUAAAAUAAUCAGCUCCUAUUGAUUUGUUCCAAAAAUACAAAGGUAAGACAAUGUCUUAUGGCGACUGCAUAUUUUCAUUCAUAAAUAAGAAUAUGGAUUAAAUAGUUUUAGAUGAUCUCAAUUCUGGGCUAAUUUUAUUCUUAGAUCUUACUGAACAAACAACAAUCAAGCUAAAUUAAAUAAAAUUAGGAAGAAUCAAUUGUUAAUUUUGUUUAAACGGGUUAAUUUAUUUUAAUUUUUAAAAGAUUUCCAACUUAUUUGAUUAAUAAUAUAUUUCAGAUAUUAUGAUAUCUGAUUCUAAUUGUGGAAGGUAAGGCUGUUUAAAUAUUGAAAAAAGUAAUAUUUAAAACAGAAGAUUGUUAGAGUCAAAUGAGAAAUUCAUUAAAUAAUUGGAAUAAGAGUUCUCAAUAAAUAAAUACCUUUGUUAAUACAACUUUGGAACAAAUGGAACGUGUAUUUAUAUUUCGAAUGUUAAAGUAAAGAUGUAGAAUUGUCUAUUUUAAUUUAAUAAUGCAUAACAAUCAGGAGGAGCUGUAUAUGUUAGAGAAAGUGAGGAAGUAUUGAUAACCAAUAGUUGGAUACUGAAGAAUUAAGCAAAGAUAGGAGGUGGGUUGUAUUUGGAAGAUUCAAAUGAUAUAGAUUAUCUUGCACUCCAAACCCAAAUCAGCAAUAAUUCAGCCGAACUUUUCGGUAAUAAUAUUGUUGCAACUCCUUAGAAACUUACAAUAGUCUAAUUUGAUGAAAAGACCUUUUUAGAAACUGUAAAAAUUAUGGAUACAGAUAAUAUUCUAAUUGAAUAAGUGUAACAAUAAUUAUAGUAGAUUAAAUUCGAUAAUGAAAUUCGACUUCCAAGUGGACAAAAGAUUUCUAGUUAUGUUAAAUUCGAUAAACAUUCUAGAUCAUAUUCACCAUUAUAUCUAAUAUUUAGAGUAAUUGCUUAAGGAAGAGAUUAAUAAAUUAUUAAAAAUCUCAGAAACACAUAUUGUACAUUAGAAAGUAGAAUAUUGAAUAAAUCCAAUAAUGAUGAUAGUGGUUUCUUCUCAAAUAAUCUAACAAACAUUUAAAAAGUUUUGUUUAAUGAAACUACUCAAGACUAUAACUUAGAUGAAUUAAUUGUUUAUUUUGACAACAAAUAGCCUUCAAAUAUUGUAUUAUAGCUAUAAUUCUGGUGUGAUUCAAUAAUUGUGCCCAUAUAUAAUAAAGAGUACCCAUAUAAUAUAUUAAAUAAACAUUCAAACUAUCAUUUGAGAGUGAAUAUCAAAACUUUUGACUGUUAAUAUGGAGAAACAAAAAAUUAUACAGACUUUUCAUGUAUCCCAUGCAAUAGUGAGCAAGGAUUAUUUUCUUUAACAAUCGAUGCUUAGAAAUGUGAACUCAAAGAUGAUAUUUCAACAAUAAGUGUUUAGUCUGCUUUAUUGAAUUUAAAAGCUGGGUAUUGGAGACCAUAUUUUGAAACCAAUAGAAUUAGUAAUUGCAUAAACAAACCUGAAAAUUGCUUAGGAGGAUGGAUUGAAGGGGAUAUAUCAUGUCUCAAAGGCCAUAUAGGAGCUUUGUGUGAAGAAUGCGAUUUAUAUGGAAUUAGAGAGGAAACUCAUUUUUCAACCAGUUAAAAAUACUCUUGUGCUUCAUGUUAAGAAACUUCAAGGAAUUUCAUUUUGAUCACUUUCGUGACUAUAUGGUAAUUAUUAAAUGAUUAAUUUAAGGACUUUGAUAUCAAUUUUCAUAUCAGUUUAAAGUAAUCUAAAAUCUAUCAAAUAAUCAAUCAGAGUUACCAGCAUCCUUCUUAUUAAAUUAGCAGCAAUUUAGACUAGGAACUAAUCAGCAAUUUUAAUCAAAAUAUUAACUAACUAUCUCCAAAUUUUGGCUGUUAUUGCUACGUUUAAAUUGAAAUUGCCAAUCUAAUUUUAAAGUACUAUUGAUACUGCAGGAUCGCCUGUUUAAACUAUGACGUAUUCAAUGGAUUGCUUUUUAGCUACUCUUUUCUCAUUCGAAAUUCAAUAUGGCCGAAUGAUUUGGUAAAUCAUUUUACCUUUUGUUUAUAUCAGUUUCUUCUUCACAUGCUACUUGAUUGCAAUUAAAUUUAAACUUGCUAGUUAUAAUAAGAGUGUUAUUACAACCACUAUUAUAUACAUGUACAUCUAUUUACAAACGAGUUUAGUUGGAGGAUUUGCAUAACUUAUAUCAUCUAGAAACAUCUCAGGUUACUAGUGGAUCUAAGCGAAUACUUCCUAAAGAUUUGACACUUCCUAUCACUAUAGGUGGAUUCUUUAAUUUUGUAUUCCUAUGCUUACUCUUUUAUCUAUUAUAAUCCCAUCUUAUUUCCUAUUUAAUUUGCGCAGAAAUUCUUAAAAUUUGGAUAAGAAUCAUGUAAAAUUGUAAUGGGGUUAUUUGUAUAACGAAUACAAGUUCAAAGCUUACUUUUGGGAAUUAAUCAAAAUUUCAUAAAAAUAACUAAUGAUGAUUUGCCUAAUUUAUUAUGAUGAUAAUGUAAUCUUAAAAGCCACUAUGGUUGCAAUCAUUAUUGUAGUUUAUUUAGAAUUAAGUAAAAAAUACAAGCCUUAUAAUCGUGAUUAACUUAAUAAAUUAGAUUGUCAAACUAUGAAUACUUGUCUGGCCACAAUAAUCUUAGCAGCUGGCAUUUAUAUUUCAGAAUCCACUAAUGUGUCUGAAGUUAAAAUUCCGUAUUUUUUGUUAAUUGCUAUAUUGAAUUUCUUAAUAUCUUAUACUUUGCUAUAAAAAAUUGUAGUGGAAUAUUUCAAAAAGGCAGGUUUUACUAUGGAAAGAGUAGAAAAAUUCAAAUAAUCUAUCAGAAAACUCUUUCCUUUUCUUAAUAGAGUUCCAUUUAUAUCAAGAUUAUUAAUGGACCAUAGAGAAAAAAGAAAAAGAGUUGCAGAAUUAUACAUGAAAUUAAAACAAUUUUUAAUACCAUAAGCUAAAGAGAUUAUUGCAUUCAAGAUUUCUUAGUAGAAACUAGACAGUCAUAGAAGUUCAGAUCAAUAAAUUCACACAAAUCAAUUAAGCUUAAGAAGCCUACAUCCUGCCAAAGAUUAAGAGUAUUUAAUUAGAGAAUCUAUAAAAUAAUCUUCACUAAAUUCUCCGAAAUAUGUCUUGGAAUCAAAUGUUUUUGAUUAAAUGUAAAUAUUAACCUAUGAUAGAAUUUUAAAACAAAAUGAAUAAUUGAAGUCUAAAUUUAAUACGAAAACAUAAUUAAGUGGCAACGAGAAAUUUAAUAGAGAUAAUAAGGAGGAAUGAAGAAUUUACCAUGC
Messenger RNA from Paramecium octaurelia, 9541 nucleotides. The record is from the annotation of a GenBank genome assembly. NCBI's taxonomy places the organism in Eukaryota, Ciliophora, Oligohymenophorea, Peniculida, Parameciidae.